GGAAGCAAGAUGGCGGCGCGAACAGCGCUUGGGGCUCUGUGCCGGCACCUCUGGCAGGGCUUGGGGAAUUUGUCUGUAAACAGUUCUAAGAGCAGUACAGCAAAUAAUGGUGCCUUUCUUCUCAGUACCAGCAUGAAGUGGGUACAGUUCUCAAAUCUUCACAUUGAUGUUCCAAAGGAUUUGACCAAACCUACUAUAACCAUUUCUGAUGAACCAGACACAUUAUAUAAACGUCUGUCAAUUUUAGUAAAAGGCCACGAUAAGGCCGUAUUGGACAGUUACGAAUAUUUUGCGGUGCUUGCUGCUAAAGAACUUGGUAUCUCUAUUAAAGUACACGAACCUCCAAGGAAAAUAGAGCGAUUUACUCUUCUCAAAUCAGUGCAUAUUUUCAAAAAGCACAGAGUUCAGUAUGAAAUGAGAACACUUUACAGAUGUUUAGAGUUAGAGCAUCUAACUGGAUGCACAGCAGAUGUCUACUUGGAAUAUAUUCAGCGAAACUUACCUGAAGGAGUUGCCAUGGAAAUAACAAAGACACGGUUAGAACAAUUACCAGAUCACAUCAAGGAGCCAAUCUGGAAACAAGUACCAGAGGAAAAAGAAGAAAGCAAGUCAUGAAGCUUCAGGGAGCCACUUUGGACUUGAAAGAAGAGUGGGCCAGAUGUGUGUGUUUGAGUGGAGAGUGCUUGCAGCUGAGGCAGUCUGGAGUCCUCCUCACUGCUCUGUUGAGUCCUCUUGCCCAGUUCAGUUGAAAACAGGGAAUGGAAACUUAAUGACAGGCUGAAAUGGAGUAAAAGACAUUUUGUUCUUUUUUAUCCAUGUCAUUGUUUCCGUUCCAGUUUUAAAAACUUGAGCAGCUAGCCAUGGUGGUGCACAUUUAUAAUCCCAGCUGCUUGGGAGGCUGAAGCAGAAGCAAGUUCAAAGCCAGCCACAACAACUCAGUGAAAGCCUAUCUCAAAAUAAGAAAAGAGCUAGAAAUGUGAUUCGGUUAGAGAUUCCCCUGGGUUCUAUCCCCAGUACCACAAAAAAUAAAAAGUACAAGCGAACUACUUGGAUACUCUGGGCCAAGAGUCAAAUUUUAUAUUUUGUUCUGCUAUUGUUCUAUUAUUAGUUUCUACUGAUUUUAAUUUAUAGUAUUUCACAUAUUGGAAAAUGAGUGGUUUUUUUCACACACUUUUUUAAUUUUAAAUUUCCUUAAAAGAGAACCUUUGGUUAAUUUAACACUGAGCAGUUAAAGAUUUUAAUCUUUACCUUCGUGCAGGCUAGCAUAUGCUGCCUUGGCGGUGAUGACCAACAGAUUGACCUUAUUUAAACAUUACAUUUUUGAAUGUGGAUAUACCUGCAGUAGAUGAAGCACAUUUAUGACACCCACUAAACUCUCAUAACCCAAACACCUACAGGGUUGCUUCCAAGGUUCAUACAGUGGAGUUUAUGCUCUCAAGAUAUUACUAUGUGUGUCAUUUCAUUCAUCCUGUGAUUCAUUCAGUAAGCUUUUAUUUUGCACUCACUACUGUAGUAAUUACCAGUAAUUGAAUAGAAUUAAUGUCUUUUAAACAUUGAAGGCCCAGAUAAAUAUUUUUCCUUAAUUUCGUCCCCAGUAGGAAGCCCUUUUGGUAGCUUUCAUUUGCUUUAUUUGGAGAUGUCUACUUUUCCAUGAAAUUAAAACCCUGAAAGAUG
This is a messenger RNA of Marmota flaviventris (yellow-bellied marmot), 1674 nucleotides long. It is a transcript of the gene Mrps10, whose product is annotated as mitochondrial ribosomal protein S10. The record is from RefSeq and is a predicted model, not a curated record. Gene Ontology annotation, cellular component: mitochondrion; mitochondrial small ribosomal subunit. NCBI's taxonomy places the organism in Eukaryota, Metazoa, Chordata, Mammalia, Rodentia, Sciuridae.